Molecule: messenger RNA, 936 nt
Organism: Penaeus vannamei (Pacific white shrimp)
Lineage: Eukaryota; Metazoa; Arthropoda; Malacostraca; Decapoda; Penaeidae
Source: RefSeq, a predicted model, not a curated record
UCGAUGGACGUCCGCCCGAGGGAGGUGCAGGUAUCCAAUGACGGAUAUUUCCUUACUGUUGUGUGGGAAAACGGACACGAAAGCACAUACGAAACCGACUGGCUGAACGAGCGAGCUUUUAACCCGCGACAGCAAAGUAUUUACAAUAAUAAGUAUAGACUUCGGCCGGAGCUCUGGGACUCGGACAUGUCUCAGAGGAUCCCGAGAGCUUCCUUCGACGAACUCAUGGAGGACGACGCAGCAGUCCUGAAGCUGCUCGAGUCCAUGGAGGUCCUCGGGUUCACGGUGGUGUCCGGAGCUCGGCCGGAGGAGGGGGAGCUGCAGCGUCUCAGCGAUAGGGCGUCGCAUCUCGUCGCUUCUAACUAUGGGACGACAUUUAUUGUUAAGGAUAAAAAAGACGCGAGUAAUGUUGCUUAUACAAGCGAGGGCCUUGAUCUGCACUGUGAUCUGGUGUGCCUUCAUUACAAACCUUGUGUCCAGCUGUUGCACUGCAUCACCCAGUUUUCGGGCGACGGCGGCGACUCCAUCCUGGCAGACAGUCACCGCGUCGCUGUCCAGAUGCGGGAACUUCACCCUCAGAAGUACCGACUACUCACCGACGUCCUCGUGAACUUCCGCGACGUCGGCGUUGACAAUGGGUUCCAGUACGACAUCAUAGCAAGAAGACCCAUGAUCAGCGUGAAGGCCAACGGGGAGAUCAAGACGGUGAACAUGAGUACCUUCGGUCGCGAUUCCCACUUUGGCAUCUCCCCGAAGGAGGCGAUCGGCUGGUACGACGCCUACCUCACCUUCUGCGACCUCCUCUACCGCCCCGAGAACCACUUCACCUUCAAGUUGGUACCCGCCAAGAUCUGUAUCCUGAGAACCAGAACUGACAUUGAACGCAAGAACUUCUUAAACGCAUACAAUCCAAUUCUCGAAAACUCAAAACUCUAA